Molecule: messenger RNA, 818 nt
Organism: Brassica napus (rape)
Lineage: Eukaryota; Viridiplantae; Streptophyta; Magnoliopsida; Brassicales; Brassicaceae
Product: ethylene-responsive transcription factor 11
Exons: 1
Coding region: 75-581 (168 amino acids)
Biological process (GO): regulation of DNA-templated transcription
Molecular function (GO): DNA-binding transcription factor activity; DNA binding
Source: RefSeq, a predicted model, not a curated record
CUCUCUCUCUUUUUAUUCUCAAACCACCACAAAAACACACCAAACUCUUGAUUCUCUCCUCUCUCUCUCUCUAUAUGGCGCCGACAGUUAAAACGGCGGUAGUAAACACCAACGGCGGCGACGGCGGAAUCAAAGAAACCCGUUAUAGAGGAGUGAGAAAGAGGCCAUGGGGACGUUACGCCGCCGAGAUCAGAGAUCCGUACAAGAAGACACGUGUCUGGCUCGGAACCUUCGACACUCCAGAAGCAGCCGCUCGUGCCUACGACAGAGCUGCUCUUCGUUUCCGCGGCGCUAAAGCCAAAACCAAUUUCCCUUAUACCUACAUGGUCGACAACAACGAGAGCCCGACGCAAAGCAGCACCGUCGAAUCAUCGUCGAUUCCGGAUCUCAAUCUCGGAUCCGUCGGUUCGAAAUUCCCUUUCCCGAAGGUUCAGGUCAAGCCUGGGAUGAUCUUGUUCGAUGAAGAGUCGACGAGGAGUGAAUCGGACUCGUCGUCUGUGGUGAUGGAUCGUAGUCCGGAGAGACGGUCACGUGUGUUGUUGGAUUUGGAUCUUAAUCUCCCGCCAAAGCCUGAAGACUAAUCUUUAGACGAGUUAUAAAUGGUCUGAAUCGAGAGUAACUAUAGAUGAAGCUUGUCUCGUUUAUUAUUAAGUUGGUGCCAAUUUUUUUUUUUUUCAAUUUUUGGGUCAGCAGGAAACUAAAAAUAAUGUUAGUGUUGAGAAUGUUUUGUUCUCAUCUGCCGUUGUUUAUCGAUUACUUGUAACGUUUUUGUUUAAUUUUCUGAUCAGCAAAACUUAGUAAAUCUGUUUUGGCAUCAA